AUGGCGUUAGAUCCAGAGCAUGGGGUCAGCAAGGACCUCUCGACAAUUGAUACUUCUCCGUUGCCUACUCAUGCUAGGGGGCCCUCGCAAAUUGUUGCCCGUGGCGGAUACGGUGGUGUUGGAGAUGAAACCUCCAGCAGCGAAGAUGACAGCACUUCGGCUAUGAGUGUGAGCAAGCAGGUUGAGUUGGAAGCAGGCCAUGCCAUCAAGUAUAGGACUUGUAGUUGGCAGAAGACUGCAGCUCUGUUAUUUUCAGAGUACAUCUGCUUGGCUAUCAUGUCAUUUCCAUACUCUUAUUCGGUCCUCGGCCUAGUCCCGGGGCUGAUACUUACAGUUGUGGUCGCCGGAAUGGUUCUAUAUACUUCCCUGGUCAUCUGGAAAUAUUGCCUACGCCAUCCGGAUGUGCGAGAUAUCUGUGACAUCGGCCAACGCCUUUUCUGGGGUUCUAGGGCAGCAUGGUAUCUCACGGCCAUCAUGUUCCUCCUCAACAAUACCUUUAUCCAGGGCUUACAUUGCUUGGUUGGUGCACAGUACUUGAACACAAUGACAAACCACAGCACUUGUACUGUGGUGUUUGUCGCAUUGACAGCUGUGAUAUCUUUUGUCUGCUCCAUACCAAGGACUUUCAAUACGCUUUCGAAGCUUGCGACUCUAUCGGCCUUUUUCACAUUUAUAUCGGUUCUCCUUUCGAUGAUAUUUGCCGGACUUGAGGCUCACCCAGCGAAGUAUAACCCCGACCCCAAUCAUAAAGGCCCCGACGGCAAGUUAAUGGGGGGUGAGCCUAUUGUCACAGCAUUCCCACUCCCUGGAACGACCUUUGUUGCGGGAAUGUCUGCCUUUUUAAAUAUCAGCUAUACCUUCAUCGGCCAGAUCACCCUUCCAAGUUUUAUUGCUGAGAUGAGAAACCCAAAGGAUUUUAGCAAAGCUCUCUGGGCGGUCACCAUUGCUGAAAUAAUCGUGUUCAGUAUUGUGGGUGCGAUUGUUUAUGUCUUUACAGGCACGCAAUACAUGACUGCACCAGCAUUUGGCUCCCUCAGCAAUGAGGUAUACAAGAAGGUUGCCUUUUCAUUCAUGGUACCUACAUUGAUUUUCCUUGGAGUGCUCUAUGCAUCGGUAUCUGCACGAUUCAUCUUUUUCCGUAUUUUUGACAACACUCGGCACAAGACAGAACACACUCUGGUCGGCUGGUCUUCCUGGGCUGGAAUUUUGGCGGUGCUUUGGAUACUUGCUUUCAUUGUCGCGGAGGUUAUUCCAUUCUUCACCGAUCUUCUCUCUAUAAUGAGUUCACUUUUUGACUCGUUCUUUGGAUUCAUCUUUUGGGGAGUGGCGUAUCUACGAAUGCAGUCCGCAGACGAAGCCGAGAAGCCAGGAAAGCCCCGAAGUAUACGAGGAUGGAUCGGAUGGGGUGUUAAUAUCUUCCUCAUUGGCGUCGGACUGCUAUUCCUUGGCCCAGGAACAUAUGUAAGAUGCAUCAGCUACAGCCCUUCUAAAUGA
Messenger RNA from Trichophyton benhamiae CBS 112371, 1494 nucleotides. Its product is annotated as neutral amino acid permease. NCBI's taxonomy places the organism in Eukaryota, Fungi, Ascomycota, Eurotiomycetes, Onygenales, Arthrodermataceae. Gene Ontology annotation, molecular function: amino acid transmembrane transporter activity. The transcript has 4 exons. The record is from RefSeq and is a predicted model, not a curated record. Gene Ontology annotation, biological process: amino acid transmembrane transport. Bases 1 to 1494 code for a protein of 497 amino acids. Gene Ontology annotation, cellular component: vacuolar membrane.